Molecule: messenger RNA, 1128 nt
Organism: Procambarus clarkii (red swamp crayfish)
Lineage: Eukaryota; Metazoa; Arthropoda; Malacostraca; Decapoda; Cambaridae
Product: peptidyl-tRNA hydrolase 2, mitochondrial
Cellular component (GO): mitochondrion; cytosol
Molecular function (GO): peptidyl-tRNA hydrolase activity
Source: RefSeq, a predicted model, not a curated record
GAUGACUGAUGUGUAAAACAUUAUUUACUUGUACUGUAAACUGAUCAUCCAAAUAAUAGUUUGACUAAAGCAGACUAUUUUAUAUCUUAAGUUGUGAACAAAUCAAAUUUUAUUACCUUAGUUGUAAUUUUCCACAAAAUUUCUUCCCGCCAAACACACACCGAAACUAAGACGUUGGUACAACGUUCGAACAAGUUUUAACACCUCCUAACCAGUUAUAACAACCAAUAUAGCAAGUUGUAACAACGUUCUAAUACGUCAUAAACACGUUAAGCCAAGCUGUAACAACUUUAUUACAAGUUGUAACAAGCGGAAAAUAGAGACAGUUUCGGUUUGUGUUUCCCGGGUUGUACUUUAAUGAACGUACAAGAUCGUCAGAGUGAAGACAGUACAGUAUUGUAUAGCUCAGAAAAAUCUCCAGGACUUAUGGAUGGUUCUAAUGUAAGCAGGCCUAAGCCUCUUUGGGAGCUGCCAUCAAGCACUACAACAACUGUCGCUUUCACUUGUUUUCUGGCUGGCGUUUUUAUUGGUCGCAAGUUGAGAAAUGCUGCGCAAAGAGUGACUUCCCUCGUCUCGACUGGACCCACAAAAUUGGCACUUGUGGUCAGAAAUGACUUAAAUAUGGGGAAAGGAAAAAUAGCUGCCCAGUGUUCUCAUGGGACCCUGGCAGCUUACCGACAGAUGCAGAAAAGCAACCCAGGGUUGUUGCAAGCCUGGGAAGAUGCUGGUCAGCCCAAAGUUGUGCUCAGAGCUGCAGACUUGGAUCACUUACAAAAGUUAAAUGAGAUGGCAGCAACAGCUGGAGUAUUAACAGCCAGUGUACAGGAUGCUGGGAAAACUCAAGUAGCCAAAGGUACAGUGACUGUUUUGGCUGUAGGACCAGCAACUGUGGCAGAUGUUGACAAGAUCACAGGUCACCUUAAACUACUUUAACAUUCUAAUAACUUUCAUAUACUGUAUACAAAUGUGCCAUAAUUUCUGACCAUCAUGAAAUGACAAGCUAUUAAGAAUUUGGUUCUUAUUGAGAGCAAGUGAUCAAAAUUUGUAGAUAUCGACAAUUGUGACACUGCAACUUUAAAACAUUUGAAUCAGUGUAAAUAUGUUAAAUAAAAUACUACAUAUACUUAA